Closterium sp. NIES-65 is the source of this 600-nucleotide messenger RNA. NCBI's taxonomy places the organism in Eukaryota, Viridiplantae, Streptophyta, Zygnematophyceae, Desmidiales, Closteriaceae. The record is from the annotation of a GenBank genome assembly.
AUGUCUAGUAUCUAUCUACUACCAGUACCAGUCACCCACCUGGGCCAGGGCAGCAGCAGGGACGCUGUCAGAGAGGUCAACUCGGAGGCCCAUGCGGGCCAGUGCCAGCGCAGCAGCAGGGACGCUAUCAGAGAGGUCAACUCGGAGGCCCAUGCGGGCCAGUGCCAGCGCAGCAGCAGGGACGCUAUCAGAGAGGUCAACUCGGAGGCCCAUGCGGGCCAGUGCCAGCGCAGCAGCAGGGACGCUGUCAGAGAGGUCAACUCGGAGGCCCAUGCGGGCCAGUGCCAGCGCAGCAGCAGGGACGCUGUCAGAGAGGUCAACUCGGAGGCCCAUGCGGGCCAGUGCCAGCGCAGCAGCAGGGACGCUGUCAGAGAGGUCAACUCGGAGGCCCAUGCGGGCCAGUGCCAGCGCAGCAGCAGGGACGCUGUCAGAGAGGUCAACUCGGAGGCCCAUGCGGGCCAGUGCCAGCGCAGCAGCAGGGACGCUGUCAGAGAGGUCAACUCGGAGGCCCAUGCGGGCCAGGUACUGCCAGCGCAGCAGCAGGGACGCUGUCAGAGAGGUCAACUCGGAGGCCCAUGCGGGCCAGGUCCAUGGCAGUAA